Molecule: messenger RNA, 2316 nt
Organism: Varanus komodoensis (Komodo dragon)
Lineage: Eukaryota; Metazoa; Chordata; Lepidosauria; Squamata; Varanidae
Gene: SHPK
Product: sedoheptulokinase
Exons: 8
Coding region: 97-1551 (484 amino acids)
Biological process (GO): cellular response to lipopolysaccharide; carbohydrate metabolic process
Cellular component (GO): cytosol
Molecular function (GO): sedoheptulokinase activity
Source: RefSeq, a predicted model, not a curated record
GUUCAGACGGACCAGGGUCGGGUUGGAGCUCGGGCUCGCCUUGCCCGUUUCGGGUUCACGCAGCACCGUCGGCCGGGGGAGCCCAGACGGCAGGCAAUGCAGGCGCCUCCAAAAGCCCCGGACAAGGCGUUGAAUCCGGCUGGGCCACCCGGCACGGCCGCAUGCGUGCUGGGAAUUGACAUGGGUACCACAUCGGUGAAAGCUGUCUUGGUGGAGGAGACAGCGCAGGGGCCAGUUGUGGUUGCGAGUUGCAGCAAGGACACCCAAGCGAAGGUGGAGAGCCCUGAUGCUGGUCCACAGGGAGAUGAGCAAGAUGUCCACAAGAUUGCAGCUGCUUUGAACAAAUGCCUUGCAGACCUCCCGCCGCGAGACCUCGAAAGGGUGUGCCGUAUUGGUGUCUCUGGACAAAUGCACGGAGUCAUGUUCUGGAAAACAGGUCGAGGUUGCAAGUGGACGGCGUGUGAAUCCGGGCUGAAAUUUGAACCGGACGAGGUCAGCCACCUGGUCACGUGGCAGGACGGCCGCUGCUGCGGUCCCUUCCUGUCCUCCCUCCCACAACCGCAGUCACACCUCAGCGUGACCACAGGACACGCCUGUGCCACCAUCUACUGGUACUUGAAGAACAGCCCAGAUUUCCUGAAGCCUUACGACGCCGCUGGAACCAUCCAGGACUACGUGGUGACCAUGCUGUGUGGCCGGGAAUGGCCACGGAUGUCUGUCCAGAACGCAGCCAGUUGGGGCUACUUCAACACGACGAGUAAAUGCUGGAAUACAGACAUCCUCAGAAAAACCCACUUCCCUGUCCAUUUGCUUCCUGAAGUGGUUCAGUCCGGAGACCUGGCAGGAGAAACCUGCAGUGUGUGGCACCGGAUACCAAAAGGGGCAGAAGUGGGUGCUGCUCUGGGGGAUUUCCAGUGCUCUGUCUACUCCAGCAUGAGGGAAAAGACUGAUGCAGUUCUCAACAUCGGGACGUCUGCUCAGCUCACCCUCCUGAUGCCUUCCGGGUUCAAGCCCGCGCAGACUCCAGACCCCCGCUCGCCUGUGGCCUACUACCCGUACUUCGGUGACAGCUAUCUGGCGGUGGCGGCCUCUCUGAACGGCGGAAACGUGAUGGCAGCGUUCGUGAGCACGCUCCUCGGCUGGACGGCUGAGCUGGGAGUCCAGGUCUCGGAAACAGACCUCUAUUCCCAGGUGAUCGAGGCGGCCCUGGCCCAAACCAAUUCCGGCCUUGACAUCUGCCCGACCAUCUUUGGGGAGAGGCACUCGCCAGAGAAGUUGGCCUCCGUGACGGGCAUCACGGCCUCCAACCUCUCCCUGGGCCACGUGGCCCGGGCCUUGUGCCGGGGCGUGGUGCGGAACCUGCACGGCAUGCUGUCCUCGGAGCGCCUGGAGGAGGCCGGGGCGGCGCGGAUCCUGGCGGGCGGCAGCGCCCUGUGCCGCAACGAGGUGAUGAGGCAGGAGGUGGAGCGGGCCUUUGCCCUCCCGGUCUCCUACGGGAACGAGGUGGACGCGGCCAGGGGCGCAGCGAUGGCCAUGCUGGACCGGACGUGAGGCCGCGCCAGCCGCUGGACUGUGGAACCUCUCCCUGCAGGAUGCGCAGAAGCCGAAGGAUUGGGCGGGGAAGAGGGCCACCCUUGCGGAAGAACCGCAGAGCGCUUGAAGCCACCCGCCCGAAAAUUCUAGCUUUGCGAGGCUGCUGGCUUCCCUGAGACUUCCCUUGUAGGAAGUGUGCCUCCCUGGGGCGUAGCGCUUCCCACCAGCCCUGCAAAAGGGCCCCUUCUUCACUAGCAAAGGGGGGAAAGGGGAGCCCGUGGCUGCCUCCCGUGGAAGAUUCUUCUGGGCUGAUCUCACCUUUCUGCUGCUCACGGGAGCAAGGAGGUGGAGGCCCCCUCGGUGAGGGCAUGCAAGGAUGGGCCGGACACGCACAUGGUAGGCACGUCACGAGUGGAGCUGGCUGGAAGCAGGGGUCAGACUAGAUGGCCCCUGCGGCCUCGCUCUGUUUCUGUGUCUCCUUCCUUGCUGGAGCUGACUGCAGUCCUCUCUCGCUCUCAGCCAGCCUUCCCCGCCCAAGGAGCUUCGCUGUGCUUUGGCCUUAGUUCCACGCGGCCCCAGCUGAUGCCCACGAUACCUGUGGGCUGGGCGUUGGGAGGGUCUUGGGUUGGGGGCGCUGGGCCAGCCUUUGUGGACACGGCUGCAGCCGGGAGCUUGGGGCACUGCCAUCCCCUCAAAGGCCAACCGUAUUCAGGCCAUCUCUGGCAUGUAACAGCUGCAGACCUCUCUGUCCAAGAGUGAUAAUAAAGUCACUCUUUCCACCUC